This is a messenger RNA of Eriocheir sinensis (Chinese mitten crab), 515 nucleotides long. Its product is annotated as G protein-coupled receptor kinase 1-like. The record is from RefSeq and is a predicted model, not a curated record. Gene Ontology annotation, molecular function: G protein-coupled receptor binding; G protein-coupled receptor kinase activity. Gene Ontology annotation, biological process: protein phosphorylation; regulation of signal transduction; G protein-coupled receptor signaling pathway. Lineage: Eukaryota; Metazoa; Arthropoda; Malacostraca; Decapoda; Varunidae.
UGGGCCUCAUGGUACUAGAACUGGAUAUCUAGGAUUUAAGAAAAACCUGCCAUCCAUUGAAUGAAGUGGCAGGACAUGUAAGGCAGUUGUAUUCACGGUAUUAAUCAGUGUUGUCGGCCGCGGCGGCCGGCGGCGUGUGGCAAGUGUGCUCUUCCCUUGAGCCUCCUCUCCUCCCGCCCUGCGUGCAGUGGGUGUGCUCUCGGGGGACAGGGAGGAGCCGUGCUCGAGGCUUGGAGAUUGCGUGUGGAAUGAAACAGUAACUGCUAAAUGCCAAAAAUGUGAUGCUCUCUUAUGUUUCUGGUGUCAACCCCGUUAAUGGUUUCUGCCAGCGUCGGCCUAGUCAAGCCUUGACAAGAUAGUGUUUGCUGUAUUUAGUGGUAAACCGAGUAAGAAAUCGUCAAGAUGGCCGACUUGGAGGCAGUGCUGGCUGAUGUCAGCUAUUUGAUGGCCAUGGAAAAAAGUAAAUCUACUCCAGCGGCGAGAGCGAGCAAGAAGAUCAUUUUGCCGGACCCCAG